AUGUUUCGAAUACGGCUCCUGCUACAUGCCUCCUUACUCUUCCACCAAGCAGUAGUCGGAUCGCCAUCCUUAUCGUCCAAAGAAAAAUCAACCCUCUUCUCCAAUACGGAUAAGUACCCCCUCCCCAACCAGGGCAAUGUCAUCACCCACGACCCCAACAUCAUCGAAUACAACGACAGUUUCUACCUCUUUAUGGGAGGCGUCCAUAUCCCCAUCAGCAAGGCCUCGAGUCUCGACGGGCCCUGGACAAGGGUCGGAACAGUCCUAGACGGACCCAGCAUCAUCGAGAAACAGAACCGGACUCGACCCUGGGCGCCGACGACGGUCCAGCACAACGGCUCAUUCUACUGCUACUACACGAUCAGCACCCACGGCAGCCGCAACAGCUCCAUCGGCGUCGCGACCACCGAUUCCCUCGACAGCGGGAAAUGGACGGACCACGGAGCGCUGAUCAACACGGGGUCCGGGAACCUGUCGCACAUCUACCCCUACAACGAGUCGAACGCAAUCGAUGCGUCGUUUAUUGUGGACAAUGCGACUGGGAAGCCGUAUUUGAACUAUGGCAGUUUCUGGCACGGGAUCUUCCAGGUCCCCCUGGCUGGGGAUCUGCUCUCGGUUGAGGAUGCGGAGCACCCUCGCGCGAUCAAUCUUGCGUACGAGCCGGCGGAGAAGUUCAAGCCGAUAGAGGGGUCGUGGGUGAGUUUCCGGGAGCCGUAUUAUUAUCUGUGGGCCAGUCAUGGGAAAUGCUGUCGGUUUGGGGACGGGCAGAAUGCCAAGGAUUUUCCGGCAAUGGGUCAAGAGUAUGAGAUCCGUGUGGGGAGGUCGACCAGUGUGAAUGGGCCUUUUCAGGAUAAAGACGGCACGAACCUCACUGACGGCGGUGGGACGGUUGUCUACGCCUCGAACCAUGGUGUUGUUUAUGCGCCUGGAGGAAUUGGUAUGUUGCCUGCGAACGAGAAGCAUCCUGAGAUUCUGUAUUAUCACUACCUGAAUACAACAAUGGGCCUCAAAGAUGAUGACGCACACUUGGGCUGGAGUUACCUCGUGUACAAGGAUGGGUGGCCAGUAGCAAAAGCCGUAGAGAACAGCGGAAUAGCCAGUCGUCCGGGCUAUAUCCUCAGUAUAUCCGCUUUGAUUGUGGCGUAUGUUCUGAUGUGA
Messenger RNA from Aspergillus lentulus, 1158 nucleotides. RefSeq names its product arabinan endo-1,5-alpha-L-arabinosidase. Gene Ontology annotation, biological process: carbohydrate metabolic process. The record is from RefSeq and is a predicted model, not a curated record. Gene Ontology annotation, molecular function: arabinan endo-1,5-alpha-L-arabinosidase activity. Lineage: Eukaryota; Fungi; Ascomycota; Eurotiomycetes; Eurotiales; Aspergillaceae.